GACGACGACGACGACAUGACUCGCUCACACAGCAAGAACAACACCGCCUCGUCUGUAUUCUCCUAUGCCGAAUAUAAGAAACUCGACUAUGGUACAAAACGCCAGCGGCUAGGAGUGGACAGCAUGCGCCCCUUCUCCGCAUGCUCGCUCUGCCUUUCUCGGGCAAGGGAUCCUGUCUGCUGUUCGCAGGGGCACCUGUAUUGUAGGGAAUGUGUGCUGGAGGAUUUGGUAGCGCAGAAGAAGGAGAUGAAGCGCUGGGAGAAGAGAGUAGGGGAGUGGGAGAGGGAGGAAGAGGCUGAGAGGCUGCGAGCACGCGAAAGGGCUAGGGAGAGAGUGGUGAGGGAGUUUGAGAUGAGUCAAGUGGGCAUUGGUGGGAGUAAAACUGCUAAUCCAGUGUCUGAUGGUGCCGAACCUAGAGGCACUAAACGGAAAUUCGACCUCUCCAGCACAGACGUAGAGCACAUGGCUGCCGAAGCCGAAGCCGCCGCUCUAAAGCAAAUAGAAGCAGAGCAAUCCGAGGCUCGACGGCCGAAGCUGCCCGACUUUUGGCUGCCUUCGCUUACGCCUGAUGCGCCUGUUGGGCCGCUGAGGGAGAUUAAGAUGGAGACGAUGUGUCGUGCUGGGAUGCCGGGGCAUCGGAUGACUCUUAAGGGGCUUAUUCCGGUCCUGUUUACUGUUGAGCGGGUGGCCGACGGGAAUGGGAGUGGGGGUAGCACUGGAAACGGGAAUGGGGAGGGGAAGAGCAAGGCCGAAGACGUAUACAUCUGCCCGUCAUGCAAGAAGACACUUGGUGCAUCAUCCCAAGCAAGCGUGGUCAAAUCUUGCGGCCACGUCAUCUGUAAGACGUGUAUUUCCGAGCUCGUUCGCCCCUCUGGGCAGUGUGUGGUGUGCGAGGGCAAGGCGGGGGAGAAGGGGGUGGUGAUGCUUAAUCGUGAGGGGACGGGGUACGCUGCUGGUGGAAGAGCGGAGACGAGUGUGAAGGGUAUAGCUUUCCAGGGUUGA
Dacryopinax primogenitus is the source of this 1002-nucleotide messenger RNA. RefSeq lists its product as uncharacterized. The coding region runs from base 16 to 1002 and encodes 328 amino acids. The record is from RefSeq and is a predicted model, not a curated record. The transcript has 2 exons. NCBI's taxonomy places the organism in Eukaryota, Fungi, Basidiomycota, Dacrymycetes, Dacrymycetales, Dacrymycetaceae. Gene Ontology annotation, cellular component: nucleus. Gene Ontology annotation, molecular function: ubiquitin protein ligase activity.